AUGGGAAGAAAGUACAGCCACUGGGCUGCAACACUGACCUUGAGGUACGAAGACCAUCCUCCCCUCCUUGUCCUCGUCCUCUUCUACCUCCUUCCCCCCUCCUCCUUCUCCUCCUCCUCUUCUGCUCUCUCAAGGUCAAGAGCUACAAAAAAGGCGUCCUUCAGAUUUGCUCUCCCCGUGCCUCGCCAAGUGAGCUUUGGUGACCCACAUUCAGGACACAACACCCUUGGUAUGGAUUUUUUGUCCCCCAAAGCCCGCGAACGCGGGUGCGUUAGUCAGCUGGUGGCGGUGGGACCUGCCAAUGCCAACCCAAAAGUACUGCCCAUGUCCUAA
Molecule: messenger RNA, 333 nt
Organism: Hydatigera taeniaeformis
Lineage: Eukaryota; Metazoa; Platyhelminthes; Cestoda; Cyclophyllidea; Taeniidae
Source: the annotation of a GenBank genome assembly